Molecule: messenger RNA, 9144 nt
Organism: Mycena indigotica
Lineage: Eukaryota; Fungi; Basidiomycota; Agaricomycetes; Agaricales; Mycenaceae
Product: Ras-GAP domain-containing protein
Exons: 36
Coding region: 157-9144 (2995 amino acids)
Biological process (GO): regulation of GTPase activity
Molecular function (GO): catalytic activity
Source: RefSeq, a predicted model, not a curated record
AGAUACCUGCAAGAUAGAAAACGUGCUCGACAAAUACAGCUAUCACAUUCGGUGACAUCUCCCAAAAUAUGACGGAGCCUUGCGCCUGUCUGCUUCCGUUAUUGAUAUAGGUAAUCUGCCCAGGCCCCACGGUCGGGACUGUUGACUUGCACUUUCAUGUCGCCGAUCCGAACGCAAUGGUCCCGACUUAUCCGUUUCGUCGCCGCAGAAACAUCUCAAGUCCACCUUGGGCAACCAGUGGACUCGCUGCUUGAUGUCGGAUUAGCAGCAGCGCAAGGACGAACGAUCAAGGCUCACGAAAUAGUUGGGUCAGCACUGGACAUUUCUGCUCAAGUAACCAAUAAAGUCCUCACCGUGAAGGAGUUGUUGAGUCCAUUGGCUCGUGAAGAGGUUAAAUAUGUUAGAUGCCUUGGUCUGAACUAUGUGGACCAUGCGGCAGAAGCGAACAUUCCACCGCCAGAACUUCCUGUUCUCUUCGUAAAGCCUGUCUCGUCUCUUAUCGGCCCUUGUGCUACCGUCGUCAUCCCGAAAGCCGCACAACCCGCAAAUGAACAUCUUCCUGACUAUGAAGUCGAACUAGUCAUCGUCAUCGGCAAACUUGCGAGGGACGUCAGCGAGAAGGAUGCACUGGACUACGUCUUGGGCUAUACAGGUGCCAACGAUGUGUCGUUCCGCAAGCACCAGAUGGCUGUUUCGCAAUGGACUUUCUCCAAGGGUUUUGACGAUACCAAUCCAUUCGGGCCUUGUAUAGUCAGCACAGCAGCGAUUACGGACCCACAAACGAUUCCGCUGAAAUGCACUGUCAAUGGUGCCGUCAUGCAAGAUGGAAACACAAGAGACCAGAUCUUCUCCGUUCGCAAAACGAUUGCCUUCCUUUCUCAAGGCACAACUCUCGAGCCGGGGUCUCUCAUCUUGACGGGGACACCGAAAGGCGUAGGAUUCGUUAGGAAGCCGCCCGUCUACCUUAAGGAUGGCGACUCAAUGAGCGUUUGGCUAGGACAGGGGAUAGGCACGCGGCCGUCUGUGCCCAUUCCAGGGCUUGGGCAUACGGCUGCCUCACCAUCGGUUGCGACAUCGGCAACACGAGUCGGGAAGAGCAGCGACUCGCAUGCUUUCGGCCACGCGUUUGCGUCGUCUCUUUCCCAUUCUACCCUAUCUUCCUCCGCCUCCGCCACUCCCCAGCAGAAAAUUGUCCAGGUGCUGGUUCAAAGGAUAAAACUCAAACUUCCGUACAACUCUGGGAUGGACUUGAUCGAACUGGAGGCGGACACCGCGACGCAACAAGCACUCGAGGCGCUUGUUACGCUCACACACGACAGCAUGGAUAUCAUAUCAUGGGCUUUGAGUGAGCUCUUGGAGCGUUUGGCUAUCCCCGACAAGGACAAGCCGCAACCUCACCCCACCAUCCUGACCAACGAAGUCAUUCAGUCCCAGCUCUAUGUGAUGAAAGUUUUGUCCAUGGCCCUUGCCUCGCGCUGGAAUCAAUCAAAUCGCCCGUCCUCGCGAGCCAGCAACGAUUCCCCAGCACCGUCACGAACGCGUUUUGCUGCAGACCAACGUUCAAUCCAAACGGAUUUACCGCCCCUCGACGAUAACUGCGCCAAAUACGUCCUCAGCGUUAUGGUUUUAUACCUCCGACAGACGCAUAGCAAUGAGUCCCCUCUCAUGAUCGAAGACCAAACGACUGACCUCGCUUUCGACGACUACGAGCUUGGCCCCGGGGAAAUGAAUCUGCUGGAUACGGAUGAAGAAGUGGGAAAUCUCCGGCCUCGAGCGUCCGUUAGCUCGCUGCGCUCAAUUACUGCCAGUGUCAGCUCUUCUGUGCCAUCGAGCAUUGGUGGCUUCAAGUAUGAACGCACAAAACGCUCAGCAAUCGUUUCGCCACAACUCAUGAAUGGACUGCUUGCCAAGUUUGCUGGCCGUGUCAUUUUCCAAAUCUCUGCGUCAAACUGGCCUGUUGUAUUCAACCGUUUGCGCUCCAAGUUGCAUCAUCUUGCUGGUGGGGACAUGGACCGCAAACAGACCCCUGACCUUGUGGAUUUGCAACUGCUGGCGCAUAGUGCCCUGAAUCGAGAGCGUCUGCGAAUUACAGAGCUUGCAGCCCUGUUGCUGAACAUCAAAGAAGAACACCAGUUAAUCGCCCCUGUUCUCCGUGCCGCCGUUUGGAACUGGAUAGACCAAUACCCCGACGAGUUCAACGAAACAAUACGGACACGAGGAGCUUUAGAGGGUGUCCCCGAGCGAAUGUUUGAUCUUCUCUACAAACUCUGCUCUACCCCCGAAUCGCAGACACAAAAACAGACCUGGCCAACACUCGCAAUCCUAAAUAGCAUAUCAUCGGACCGGUUAGCUUCGGACCUUAUGAAUCAGACUUCAUCGUCGCGAGCGAAGACAGCAAGGCCGAACGUGCAGUUCUCCGAAGAUAUCAUUCGACAUGCGCAAAUCCAGUCGAAAUUGAGCGAAACUGCUCUUGUUUGCGCUGUCGAUUUGUGUCGCGUUGCGUCCCGUAACUCAAAGCACGUCUCAAUUUAUUCUGCAUAUUGUAUAGUCCUAAUUUCGACUUCACAGGGAAUGCUUCGUCAUCCGAUGUACAAUGGCCAAAAACCGUUCUGGGAUUUGGACGAGAUCGAUGUUGCCCUAUAUGGGCAAGCGUUGGCAGCGAUCUUCCGCUUCCUCCCUGAGCAGGACUCCUUACUCUUAUUCGAGGAAUGCCUGAUGCCUGAACGGUCAGACGCCGUCAAACUCUGUGUCGUUCGCGCAUGCUUGACCCUAAUACAAGAGGCACCUCGACUCCCAUGGCAGCGGUCGCUAGACAAGUUGGUCGCAACUAUUUCGCCACGUUUGCAGGCCAUCUUUGCGAAUGCGGGCCGAAAGCGAGGGGAGAUCGACCAGAAUAGACGACCACAACGACCUCAGGCAUUUCCCAAAAUCAAGCAUCGUACCCCCAAUAUGUUGCAAGACAACGAGAUUUUUAUGCUUGGGAUUGCUGCAAUGUGGCGGGGCGGACCCUCACUUUUUGCAUCGCAGGGAGAGAACGCGAAAGGCUGGCUUAAUGCCUGUUUGCGACUUUGGGAGUCAACAUUACAUAACGCGGUUAAAGCGUCCAUGCUCGUCAAUCUCCUGAUGAUUCCGCCACCCGUCUUGAAGGCACCGAGUUUGGGCGAGCAUGCAGAAGCCAGCAUCAAAUUUCUGCAGUAUGCCUUACCCAACACGUUGUUUUCCACAAGCUCCAAUCUACUAAGGACACGAUCGGAUACUGACACGACAUUGCUGUGGACAUCUGCACUUACCUCAUUGCUCGACAUUUAUCUCAUCCGCAACCCUGCUGAACAUUCUCAAGCCGUAAGAAACCACGAGGAUCGUGCGCCAGCUUUAGCGCUGGUGGAGAUUUCAUUAUUGGUUACUCUAACAACAGAGAGUAUGCCCAUCGCCCAGAUGGCCGCGAAGGGUUUACGGACACUUGCCAAACUGGAAGCUCGUCCAGAUGCACCACCGCCUCCAGUUCUCGAUGAUGACCUGAUAUCCAAACGACAUCUUGUGUACGAGCAGCUGGGAGAUCCUCGAGUUGUAGUUGUGGGUCGCGUUGGGUAUCAAAAGCGGAUUCGAAAGUUCAUCCGACUCCUGUCAUUCCCUUCCGCAAUCCAUGUUGCUGUUUGGGAAGAGUGUUACUAUCGAUGGCUUUAUUUGUACAAUCUGCUCAAGGACAACUUGGACGAGGCCAACUCGACACCGGAGACCAGAGAAGACACUAUAAAUGCGGUCAAGGAAAAACGCAUUGCGUAUGAAAACCUCAGUAUGUUCCUUGCGUCGCUGGGCGGCGCCUGUGUCCAGGACGGCAUUAACCUGAGGUUCCUCUCAACCGUCAUCCCUCCCCAAUAUCUUCCCGAUCAACUACGCGAGCUCCAGCAGCCAGCACCACUGGUGUCCAAGUUCCUUUAUACGCUGACGGAUGAACUGGUCAGUGAGGAUUCGCAGAUGCGCGAGAUUUCCAAGACCGCAUUGGGUAGUGAGUUGAGUCCGAGACUAUACUCAAGGCUAUUGAGGCACUUUGACGAUACCAUUCGUCAAAUCAGUGUUUUAGUGACUGGCUCAGAGCUUGCAGAAUCACACAUUUUAUUUGUCGACCAGUUUAGUGCCGUCCUCAAGCUCAUCAUUGAGAGCACGCCCAUCAACUCUGAAGAGAUCAUGAGCAUCGACAUCAGCGGAACCAUGCAUUCGUUAGCGUCUUUCAUUGGUCGCUUUGAUGCGUAUGCGGCUUUGCGACUUCGACUCCGGUUCUGCAUUCUGUGUGAUGCUGUUUGCGACCGCGCGGAUCUGUUGACAAUCCGGCGAGAUAGUCCUGCUCGCCAAAGGAUUCUCGAUAUCUUGGCUGAGUGGAUGCAGACGUUGCCAGAGAUCCCAUCACACUCCCCCGAGCACCUUGCGCAGACGGAGCUAAAUUUUGCAUGUCUGAGGACUUGUGUUAAGCUUCUCGAUCGGUUGCAGAUACGACCUCCGGAAGAAGCUGCAGCUGGCGACGAUAGUGCACAUUCAGUCUCACGCUUAUUCCACAAAUACUCCAGCUUACUUCUUCGUGGACAUAUCGAGUGUCAAUUGGACGAUGUGCGUUCGGAUAAUGUUUCGGAGGCGAUGUCCCUACACAAGAAGAAUCGAGUUGCGCAACGAGAGGCUGAAUUACGCGAACUUGUCAUUACUGGCCUUACGCACAUGGUCAGCGCCAACUCUGAGCAUGGAUUCAAGCAGUGUUUGCCCCUGGCCUACGGCUCAGAUCUCAAGAAACGAGCAAUAUUUGCAAGCGUUUUUGCCCGUGUCAUCUCUCAAGGUACCAAAUUCGAGAUUGAGGCAGUCCCUGCGGCCGUCAACCGGCAUUCACGUUUACUGGAGCUUGUGAAAGGGUCGAAUAUGGUGCUUGUCAUGGCUAUUUGCGAGACUUGUCCACAAUCUGAAGUCGAAAUAAUGGUUUCGGUCAUGCUCAAUCUCUUCGACACGCGCAGCACCCUCAUGGCACUGCUCAAAUACAUGAUCGAACGGGAGGUUGCCGCGACAGAAAACGAAUCUCAAUUGUUCCGCAGCAACACGACUUGCACCCGGUUUCUGUCGGCGUUCGCAAAAGUGCAUGGCUACACUUACCUGCGGAGUUUGAUUAUACCGCUAAUCAAAGCGAUGGCAGCGGUACCACCUGGUCAUGGUUACGAGCUCGACCCAGACAAGCCCGACGUCGGUGAAGCUAAAGCCGCACAGAAUCUGGAGAACGUCAAGGUCAUCGCGUCCACAUUUUUGGAGAUUAUUUCCAUGUCCCUUCCUACACUGCCUGCAAUGUUUCGCGAAAUCUGCACGCACAUCUCGAAGGUCGUGCAAAACGUGUGGCCCGACUGCAAGUUUUCGGCUAUGGGAGCCUUCAUCUUUCUUCGAUUCAUCUCGCCCGCUAUUGUUGCACCAGAAACAAUUGAUGUGGAGAUACCGAAAGAUUUGACGCGGGAGGAGCAGUUGUCCAUUCGUCGCGGACUUAUGAUCAUCACCAAGAUCAUCCAGAAUUUAGCGAACAACCUGUUCUUUGGCAAGGAGAAACAUAUGGUCCCGCUGAACGCGUUCCUCGCAGACAAUAUUGCCAUUGUCACAAGAUUCUUGUCGGAGCUUCAGAAAUACACACCCUCUUCCACGGAAGAUGAAACUGACGAAUGGUCUGGAACGACCACAGACGAUACUGACAUAAUCGUGCUCCAUCGGUACUUUCACAAACACGCAGACAAGAUCGGCAAAGAACUGCUUAGUUUGUCGAAACCUUCGGAUGUGGACCCGACCGCAAUGUCUGGUAAGCAUGCAUGGGACGAGCUCUGCGGCUUACUCGUUGAGCUCGGGACGCCUUUGGAUAUUCCCAAGCUGUCUUUGGCGUCGUCGAUUGAGCAUCGCGAUUACCUGGAUCUCAUGGCGCGACACGCCCAUCGCAGUACAGAUUCCGUGAGAAGCAUCUUUGUAGAGACGGACUCGCCUUUGGAUAAGCCAGCAGUGUUUUUGUUCAAUCUCGCCAAAAUCGACGUCGAGGUACUGGAUAUUGAGCUACUAAUGUACCAUAUCUUCAAGACUCUCUCAUUGCCCAUCUAUCAAAACAGAACUUUCGACGUCAUCCUUGACUGCACGGCAUUUACUGGUAUAUCUGAGCUUCCACUCCAAUGGCUCAAAUUCUGCGCCGAACUGAUACCCUACGACAUCCGGACACGAUUUGCGACGACCCAUAUCCUCAACUCCAACACCCUUACCCAAAAAUACAUGCGAAGACUCUAUAACUUUGCGGCUGGUACGCCAUUCUGCGGUUCUGUUCGAGCCCACUCUUCGGUUAUCGAACUUGGUGUGCAUGUACCGCGACAGGUGAUUGAUAAACUUGGGUACCCGUCAUCUUUGGAAGCAGAGGUUGGCAGCCAAUUCGCGGAAAUUUCGAUGCGCUUGCAGCAGUCACGCUUCCCAAUUUCCAUGCUUGUUGGCGAAACCCACCUCCGAAUAACGUCUACUCGGGCCCAGCCCAUCUCUCCUGGACUGACAUGCAAAGCGACGGAGAUCAUUCCACUGUCGGAUGUCAGCGACGUUUACAAUGUGUCCUCAAUCGGCCAAGAUACGCAAGAGUUUAUCAUUCGACGGUCUCAACAAGGCGCAACUGUGUAUUUCUCGUCGGCGUCAAGAGAGGCCAUCGUGAAGGCGAUUCGUUCAGCCAAAGGUCGCUUAAAGGACACCUCCAUUCCACUUGCAGAGCGCUUCUCUCGCUUUUCCAAUAUUCCUGCAACUUUGUUGCAUGUUGGAAUGCUUAGUGUUGGUGUCAAUGAUGAGGAGCUUUGCUCAGCGGGCUACCAGCUUUUGGCUGCGGUCUGCACAUAUCUUAACUUUGACAAGAGUCCCAUUGCAGCCCCAAAAUCCGGUUUUGUUCCUGGAGACCCGACAACUUUCGUGACCCGCCUGAGCGAGGCGUUAUCGGAAUUCGUUCCCCAACUUACGCUUGAUUUCAUCUCCGAAAUUUCCGUCGCUAUGACGAAUAUGGACCGGAAUGCUAUUUCACAACGGGUUGCCUGCAUCCAGUACAUGCGACCGUGGAUGAAGAACCUGGUGCAUUUCGUGAACCCGACCAGUCAAUUAUACGAGCGAUCGGGGGCACGCAUUCGGGACGCCAUCCGCAUUCUGUCAGACAUGUCGACAAGUCAGCCCGAGGCAAGUGUUGUUCUGACGUCUGGGACACAACGAUAUGUGUGGGCGGAGGUCGGAAAGCUUGAUCCCAGUGUUACCGACGUGGUUCUUGACGAGCUUAUUCGGAGUGCGACCGAUGGCGGUGUUGGCUCUACGCGUUGCGAGACCAUUGGACUGCUCAUUGCGUCCAUGACUUCCCUACCUUUACGCGGAAAGCUGAUCUUCAAGCUUCGAAAGGCACUGACAAAGGCUACGGGCACGAAAACUCCGCCCAAAACCUUGCCCGACUACCCCAACUGGACGGAAAUUUCGACCUUGAUUCGGCUGUGCUACCUCGGUGGAUACCAAUCGAUGAAGCCUGGCCACAAUCUCUUCUAUGUCCCCGACAUCUUCCAUCUGGUCACCUUGACUGCUGGGGUUGGCUCAUCCCUUGUUCGGAAAUCAGUUUAUGGGCUCGUCGUCAACUUGUUGCAGGCGAUGUACAUUGGUCGAUCAGAAGACGCUCCUGCCUCUGAGCUCUCUUUGCUUAUGGAGGAAUGCGAAUCACCAGAGACCCAGCGCCUGUUUGGUCUGACACGGCUCAACACGAGCAGCGAAUAUGCAUCAUUUGACGCUACUGGUGAUCUUGCUAAGGUUGACAGCCAGGAAAGACUCACGGAUUUCCUCAUCCGCACUUUGGAGGUCACUGCUGGUUCGCGGGGACUGCUCAAUGUCUGGCGAGCAAGGUGGAUGAGUUUGGUUUCAUCUUCGGCAUUCCAAUACUCUCCCGCCAUCCAAAUUCCUGCUUUCACAACCUUGGGUUCGCUCUUGACCGAGGCCGACGACGACUUUGUCUACCAGAUGCUGGUGGCGCUGAGAAUGGCUUUACAGCAGAGCUCGGAAUCUGAUGCGGCGAUUGUGGUUACAAUGAUUCGUUCAUUGGCCAAGGCUGCUCCGUCGCUGCCUCUUGGCUCGCGCUACCUUGUCUCGCUGUUUUGGCUUGCGGUAGCCCUUUUACAAUGCAGCUAUAUCACGUUCUACAGCGAAGCGGCUUCUUUGCUUUCGGUCACGCUCGAAGGAAUGCGGGAACGGGGGCUGUUCCGACACGCAUCUGUGUCGACAGUGCUGCUCGAAGGGCGGGACAGUUUUGAUCCCGUGCUCACCCAGUUCGACAGCAUCAUGGGCAUUUCGUUCGACACCAACUUCUCGUUUGCGUUGUCCGCUGUUUUAUUCAAGGGCCUGCGGACCUCGAUCGUAAAGGAGGCGGCGGAGAGUGUGCUGCGGACGUUGCUGAGCGUGACGAUGCGGCCGUAUCUUCGUGAAGGCGAGGUCAGGGAUGCCUUGUCGGCGGAGGCGCUUGGCUACUUUCUUGCCCUGCUGCCUGUUUCGGCCACGCACACGUCCUAUCGGAGGCUGCUCAAGGAAUGCAAUAUGGACGAGUCGUGUUUACCUGCUAUCAACCCAGUCGAGGACGAGACGAAUUCGCCGCGUGUCCAAGUGUCGUUACUUGGGAUCGACUCACCGACGAGUGCGUUGCUCGCUGCCUCCUUCCUCGGGGUGGUGGUGACAACGACUUCGGGCAACGACGCGGAGAGCGAGAUGCUGUAUUGCUUGCUGUCAGACAUGGGAAUUUCGUAUCCUGAUAUUGUGGGCAUGACCUAUGACGGACUUGAAGAGAAGAUUCACUCUAUUUUCUCGAAAUCAUCCAACCCGGUCAUCAUUCGUGCUGUUUCGACUAUUUUCCGCAUGGCGCAAGACCAUGACAGGCUGCGAUCGUCUUCUACGCGAGGGGCGUCGACAUCUACUCUCAACACUGUCGAGGAAAACACUGCUGUUCCCGUGUUCAGUCCUGGUGGAACCCAUUUGCAGGCGCUGGAGGACAUCGGGAUGGGUGGGGUUGCGAGUACAUUUGUGUUCUUACCGCCCACGGGUGGACAUGCGACCAAGGUGAUUCAGUGGAUUGGGGAGUUGUUGGACGUAUUGUUGCAGCCAUGA